Messenger RNA from Ilex paraguariensis (yerba mate), 1564 nucleotides. The record is from the annotation of a GenBank genome assembly. Lineage: Eukaryota; Viridiplantae; Streptophyta; Magnoliopsida; Aquifoliales; Aquifoliaceae.
AUGAAGGAAGAUGACGCUUUUGAAGAUGCGGCCACAGGAACGCCUCUAUCGGCCAUUGCGGAGGCGUUUGAGGAUCUCUCGGGUUUUAUGAAGUCUAGUGGUUCUUGUGACGAGCUUCGUUUGAAGCCCUUUUGUGAUGCUUGCUCUCUUGUCUCCAUCCUCUUCGGUUGCCUCGGAAUUGCAUUUAAGUUCGCCGAGAUGGAGUACGUCUCUAAGGCACUCAUCUACCAAAACCAAAGGCCAAGGGGACUCAUCUCCACACUUCUGGCUGGUAGCUUAAAAUUUGUCCCGAAAUACAGCAGAAAAAAAGCUGCCCAUCAAGAAUCACUGACUGAUGAACCAUGGAUAAAUUUGGUGGACAUUUUUCGAAGUUUUAUCCCUCAAGAACGCAAGAGAAAAUUACCAUUCAUCGGAAUGAUGAAGGAAGAUGACGCUUUUGAAGAUGCGGCCACAGGAACGCCUCUAUCGGCCAUUGCGGAGGCGUUUGAGGAUCUCUCGGGUUUUAUGAAGUCUAGUGGUUCUUGUGACGAGCUUCGUUUGAAGCCCUUUUGUGAUGCUUGCUCUCUUGUCUCCAUCCUCUUCGGUUGCCUCGGAAUUGCAUUUAAGUUCGCCGAGAUGGAGUACGUCUCUAAGGCACUCAUCUACCAAAACCAAAGGCCAAGGGGACUCAUCUCCACACUUCUGGCUGGUAGCUUAAAAUUUGUCCCGAAAUACAGCAGAAAAAAAGCUGCCCAUCAAGAAUCACUGACUGAUGAACCAUGGAUAAAUUUGGUGGACAUUUUUCGAAGUUUUAUCCCUCAAGAACGCAAGGUGCGUAAUCUUACAGAAGCAUCAAAGAGAUAUGGCUCUUUAGAUAGCAUACUUGAUUUUGAUGUCAAAAAUGACACUGUGAGAAAACCAGGAAGCCUUUCACGUAAUCUGCGCAGAGUUAGGCAGGGUCUUGAUCUCAUUAGAGCUCUAUUUCAGAAUUUUCUGUCAUCAAAUGAAUACUCGUUGAAGGAAGCAGCAUCAACAGCUUAUACAAAGGUAUGCGCACCAUACCACACAUGGGCAAUCAGGACAGCUGUUUAUGCUGGAAUGUGUGCUCUUCCAACAAGGGAACAACUUCUACUGAAGCUAAAUGAAACUGAUGAGUCAGCAGAGAAGGAAAUGAGAAGGUAUAUUAAUGCCUCGCUUCCAAUUAUAGAAUAUAUCGAUAAGCUGUACAUCUCAAGGAAUGUCAGCUUGGAUUGGUGAAUACAUAUUUCCUUGGAGCGGUUCUGCAACAGACAGACCUAUUUUUUGGACAGCACAGCAGCAACACCCAUUCUGAAUUUUUAAGCUCCAAGAAUAUUGGGAGAACAAGAGAAUCUGCAUUGCUCCCACGAAGCAUCUUUGAUACAUCUAAGACAUUGUCUUUUGCUUCAUUCCCAUCGUAUCCGUUCCAGUAUGGUGAACUUGGGUUCAUCUCCAUAUUUUUUGCCGAGCAUCAUCAACAUAUAUAUUGUUUAGAGGCAAAUUCUCAGAUGGAUAUAGCCCCAGUUUUAGGUGAUAACGAUAAGACGUACAGUUAUUUAGCUUUGGG